AUGGACGAGGUUCGUCCUUGCAGGUGUUUCCUUGGGAUCGGCAUUGACGAGUACAAGGAGGACUCCCUUCAGAAUGCAGUUCGAUCUUCGCUCUGCGUAGGCGGAGCCUUUCAGAAGCUGGGGUAUCACGCCACCCACGGCUCCAACAUUCGAAGUCGGGUCGACUGGGACGGAAAGGUGAGCGAGCUGAGGGAGAAUGUCGACUGCAUGACCUCUGUCAUUGCAUUCUACUUCGCAGGGCAUGGAGCUGUGACUAAGGACAAGACCUUGCGACUCUUGUUCGGGGAUUCAUCGCAUGGCACCGUUAAGCAAAAUCACCAGGGCAGCACGGCUUUAAAUGAUGAUGUGAGCAUCUCAAUGGACGACUUGAUCAAGCAGUUGAUGCACCUGCCAAUGGCCGAUGAUGCCUUCCUGCUCGUUCUCCUGGACAAUUGUCGCACAGAGACCAGCACAAGUUGGCACGAGACCUGUGGCAGGUCACUUCAGCACAAGUUCAGCCGGAGCUUCACGGUAGUCUAUGCCACGGCUCCUGGCAAGUGGGCUCUUGACGGCAACGGCUCGCAGAUCAGCCCUUUGUCCUACAGCCUGCAGCGGCGAAUGUCGGAAUCGCAGCCGCUGGCUGCAACCUACAACCUCAUUGUCAACGACGUGAAGUCUUACUCGAAGAAUUUAAUGAACAUGAGCCAGUUAGUGCAGACCUUCACAUGUGGAAAGUCUGAUGAGGGGGUCUUUCAAGCAAUUCCUGGCACGGGAGUGUCAAUGUCUUCCAGCACCCUGUUGCCACUGUCAGAUGAAGCCUCCGUGGAUUCAACCGCCCUGCAGCCGACAAAAUGCUGGUGCUGCAAAGUCUUGACGGUUUUCAUCAUGCUGAUCCUUGCAAUCUUUGUCGGUGUGUACCUCUCGAUGUCAAGCCUUCAGCCUCGCGACUGCAUCCUCAACGACUGGAGCGAUGACGGUCCUUGUAGCAAAUCCUGUGGUGGAGGGCGGCUGAUCCAGCGACGGUCGGUGAAAACUUCCUCGGCUCACGGUGGGCGUUGUCCGGACCUCUCCAGUUCUGAGAGGCAGCGGGAAGUUCCAUGUGCGGUCUUAGCAUGCCCCUGGGAUUGCUGCUUCUACGACUACUGCCCUGUCCAGUGUGACUUGCGGUGCAGCUCAUGGACGUGCGAGGCCCUGGUAAACAUGACGGUGUGUGACUUCGGCGUGGGGUUCUCCUCAAUCACAGCAGAUGCGACGAUUGUAGGUCGGCCUGUUACUUGGACAGUUUUCAACUAUGCCAUUCAUCGCUCUGGUAUCAGCUUACAUGAUCAUGGGUUUGACAAGACUUUCGUGCACCGCUUGAACUUGUCCUUUGAGUCUCCCUCGCGUGUGGCGUUUUGUCGGUGCCUGGGAGAUUAUGCAAGGUCCAUCCUCAACAAAAGGAUGAGGACCAAUUGUGAAGACGUUAGUGAAGACAAUUCGACCAUGAGCUUCCGGGACCUCCAUGGAGCUGACCGGUGCACCAUGGACGCGUCUUUCAGCGCGCAUCUCGACCAGCUGAUCGGGCGGCUGAAGCUCGAGCCUCGCCUCAAAGAGCGGAGGGCAAGGGGGGAAGUUGUGCAGCACUACGAGCGGGAUUGUGCAUCCAUUAAAGCCAGCCUCGCCGAGAAGCAGGAGGCGGCGUUAUCACCCGUUGCGAGACCGCAGUUCUUGCGGCUGACGGCUGGCAAGAAGGUGCCCGGCUUCGAUUCCAACGAGGUUUUUUUCGGCAAGUCGCCCUAUUCUCCGCACAACUGGAGACCGACGGCGGCGGACUCGGACUCCAGCGAGGAGUUCGAACCCCAGAGCAAGAUCCACCGGCGGUUGGCUUCGAAAUCUGCUGCUUCGGACCUGGACGUAUCCGAUCGAGAGACCGUAACGUCGACGGAUUCUUUGGAGCUGAAAACGCCGAAGGGGCCCUACCACCCACCUCACCUGCCGGACUGCCUGGGAGUUAUCAAAAUCUUGGACGCGUGA
Symbiodinium sp. CCMP2592 is the source of this 1992-nucleotide messenger RNA. Lineage: Eukaryota; Dinophyceae; Suessiales; Symbiodiniaceae. The record is from the annotation of a GenBank genome assembly.